Molecule: messenger RNA, 2196 nt
Organism: Adineta steineri
Lineage: Eukaryota; Metazoa; Rotifera; Eurotatoria; Adinetida; Adinetidae
Source: the annotation of a GenBank genome assembly
AUGUCAUCACCAAAUAAUGGUACUGCUAGUGUUGAAACACUAUCUGAAGUAUUUCGAUGUUUUAUUUGUAUGGAAAAAUUACGUGAUGCUCGUCUUUGUCCACAUUGUUCGAAAUUAUGUUGUUAUCCAUGUAUUCGACGCUGGUUAACUGAUCAACAUCAUCAAUGUCCACAUUGUCGUGCAACACUUCAUUUACAUGAACUUGUUAAAUGUCGAUGGAUUGAAGAUGUUACAAGUCAACUUGAUACUUUAAAAAUUAAUGAAACUAAUAAACAAAAAGGUGAAGAAAAAGACAAAUGUGAAUUACAUAAAGAAAAAUUAACUGUAUAUUGUCAAUCAUGUUCGAAAUGUAUUUGUCAUCAAUGUGCUUUAUUUAAUGGUUCACAUGUUGGCCAUAGUUUCCUUCCAUUUGAUGAUAUUUAUAAAACAAAUUUGUCUAUUGUUAAUGAACAUCUUGGAAAAUUGAAACGACGACAUGUUGAUUUAAUUUGUUUAGCACAAGAUGUUGAACGAAAUGUGGAAAAUGUAAAAAUAGCAAGAGAUGAAAGAUUUAAAGAAAUUAUAAAUAUUAUGCAAACAAUACAAUCAAAACUUGAUGAACAAUUUAAGAUUAAAAUGGAUGCUUUAGAUGCUCAACGUGCACAAUUAUCAAGUGAAACAGAAUUAAUUGAACAUAGUCUUCAUGAUAUUGAACAUCGUAUAUCAACGAAUGGUAAAGUUGAAGUUAUUAGUAAACAACAAGAUCUUCUUAAUACCAUCCAGACAAUUUGUCAAAAACCAAUGAUAAAUUUUCGUACAUCACCUAUAUCAUGUGAUUUUCCAAGUGAAAUCAUUCCUCCAUACGAUUCCAAUAUAUUUAAAAUAACGAAUUAUUCUCUUCGUCGACAAAAUGUCGAUCCAAUUUAUAGUCAACCAUUACAUAUCAAUGGUUUAACAUGGCGUUUAAAAGUUUAUCCAGAUGGGAAUGGUACUGUACGUGGUACACAUUUAUCUGUAUUUCUUGAAUUAACAAAUGGUUUAAGUGAAACAUCAAAAUAUGAAUAUCGUAUUGAAAUGAUUCAUUACUCAAGUAAAGAUCCAACAAAAAAUUGUACUAGAGAAUUUGCAUCAGAUUUUGAAGUUGGAGAAUGUUGGGGUUAUAAUAAAUUUUAUUCACUUGAUGCAUUAAUAACGGAUGGUUUUAUUGAUCCGAUUAAUGAUACUUUAAUUAUACGUUUUCAAGUACGUCCACCAACAUAUCAACAAAAAUCUCGUGAUCAACAAUGGUAUAUAAAACAUUUAGAAAAUGAAAAUCUACAAUUAAAUAAUGAAAUAAAGACUUUACAUGGAAAAGUUCUUUCUCUUAUUUCAAAGAAACGAUCUAAUGAUAAUAUACUUUCAACAACAAGAAGUCUUGAUGAAAAUGAAGGAGAACAUUUAACAGAAACAGUAGUUGAUAUAAGCGAAGUAAACGAAGAUGAUGAUGAUGAUGACGAUGACGAUGAGGAUGAUGAAAAUGAUGAUGAUUAUAUGUAUCUUAAAUCAGAUCAAAUGGAUUCCGAUGAAGAUGUUUUAGCAGAAAAUGAUGUUGGAGAAGAACCAACUUCCCCGUACAAUGAUGUAUUAACACCAGCCCAACAAAGUCUUCAUCAACAUUUAUCAUCUCAAUCAAAUGAACAACCAACUGCUAGAUCUACAGUUCCACAAGUAGCAGCUGCAGCAGCUAAACCUAAUUCAUUAAUAACAGAUCCUUUAACGAUAAAUAUAAUACCUGAUGAGAAUGAUGCUGAAGUACAAAAUGCAUUUAAUGCAUCAAAAUAUAAUUCAACAAUAUUUAGUGAUGCAUUACCAUUUGUUAUCGAUGAAAAUGUUAUGCUUGCUAAUAUAUUAAAACGUAAUACAAAUAGUGAACAAAAUAUAGUUUUACAUCCAAAUGAUAAUCCAUCGAAUAGUUCAAUAUUAUUCCGUCCAAUUAUACAAACGAAUACCAAUGAAUCAAUUACUGAUUCGAGUGAAUUUCUUUCAUAUCAUCCUCCUCCAUCAAUACAAAAUCAACCAUCAUUAAAUAAUUUAAUGAUAUUCAACUGUCCAACAUAUCCUUCAAGACCAUCGACAGAUCAUAAUUCUCAACAACGUCGACAUAAAAAUCAAACAGCUCAACCUAUCACUACUAAUGAUCAACAAAAAUCUGAACAGAAUAAUAUCCAAAAGAAAUAG